CUUUCAUGGGCGACAGACAGGAAACACAUGAGUUUUCUCCUGGACAAGAUGAAGAUUUCUAUGGAUUUGACGACUGCAAACCUAAGAAACCAGCAAAGAUGAAAUUGCAGCACAAGGGGCGUCGAAGCUCGAAGGAAAACAUGCUGGAUGACGCCAGUUCUCAGAGAAAGAAGAGCAGCUUCUCACCCGAGGAGCUGGAUGAACUCUACAGGACGGAGUACUCCAAACAGGAUGACUUUGCUGACGAUGAAUUUACAGGGAAUCACUUCACGAGUCAAGGAGAGAUGCAUUACAGUGAACAACAUUUGGACGACGCCUCCAAACCGAAAAAGUUACUGAAACUCAAAGGCUUCAAAAAGCACAAGGCUAAGAGCAAAGCCAGGCCUCCAGAGUGGGACGAUCCACCUGGAGCUACGUCAGGUCACUUCAUGUCAGAGGCUGCAGAGGCGGAGUGGCUGGCUGCUCAGCAGGAUGAACGAGCUAUGGCUGGUUUUCAGGAUGAAGGCGACGAUGGGGACACGGACAGUUUGAUGGAGUGGUGGAACACCGUGGAGCAGUGGGACGAGUUGCCAUCAGACGACGAGAACAAAGUCGUACAUGAGGAUGAUUCCAAGUCUUUCAGCAUCUUGGCGGACAAGGUCCACCGCGGCCUGCGAGUCUUCAACAAGGUCUUCACUGAGCGAGCCGAGGUCCUCUGGCAGUCCAUCAUCCUGCUCCACGCCAUCACUGACGACAUCAGCGAGUACCACAAAAAAGCCAAGGCCGCCGGCAUCACUACCACGGCUGUGGGAAGUGUGACGGCCAUCGCAGGUCUGGCUCUGGCGCCCUUCACCUUUGGCACCUCUCUGGUAAUUACAGCUGUCGGUGUUGGGGUGGCGACGGCUGGAGGAAUCGCUUCAGCCUCUGUAGCCAUCAACGAAAAUAACACGAACAACAUGCAUGACAGGAAGAAGGUGGAGAUAGCGCUGAAGGAGUAUGAAGGUCACCUGCUGGACAUUGGGAAGAUCCUCCACUUUAUCGAUAAGGGCUUGUACAAACUCCGCGGUCACCCUUUCCUCAGGUCUGGCACCCAACACUACUCGGAGGACUGGGAGACUCGCAGGGCCGUGCAGAUCAUCAGCUUGGCCGAUGCGCCCGUGAUGCGAGCGACGGAGAUAACGGACGGGGCCAUCGCUUCGCUGCAGGGCCUCUUCAAAGGGGUGGACAAGUACUUCGUCACAGACCCCCGCGAGCUGAAGAAAGGCUGCAGGAAAGAGGUGGUGGCUGAGAUCAAGGAGGUGGCCAAUGUGCUGAAUGUUGCAGUGGUAGAGCUCAAUACCAUCAGAGAACAGCUGCAGGAUGCAACAGGAAACAUGUGAGACUCAGUGUUGACACUCCGAAUGUAGAGGGUUCUUUUAGAUCAGCAGCGCCCUCUCCUGGCUAAGUGAAUGGCUACUUUAUUAAAUUAAUUUAAUUGAUGUUACCAAGUAGAAUUAUAUUAACCCCAUUAUCAGAAAUGAUGACAAACUCCAGUCCACUGCAAUAAUGUGAAGAUUGGAAUAAUAGAGAUUGGUUUUGAUUCAGCUUUGGUCACUUUUAAAUAACAGGGAAUCGAUUUGUGUCAUGUGAUUUAAAGGGUGUGUGUAUAUGAGGUGUUUCAGGAUAUAACACUGUGAUCUCUGAUUUUUAAAUGAUUUGUCACCUUAUGCUUUCACACGAGGACACAAAGCAUCACAAUCACACAGAAUCUGUAUUAAAUGUAUAUAAAGUCACAAAGACGGAAUUUCUCGUAGGGCGACUGUCACUUGAGUUUGAUGUCGGUGGUUUUUAUUAUUUUUAUCUUCAUAUUGAUUAUCGGUGUAAUGAAGCGUGUUUGAAUCAUUGAAAAUCUACAGUGACACUUGAAAAUAUUAAACUGAUUUUUAAAAACUGA
Molecule: messenger RNA, 1912 nt
Organism: Paralichthys olivaceus (Japanese flounder)
Lineage: Eukaryota; Metazoa; Chordata; Actinopteri; Pleuronectiformes; Paralichthyidae
Source: RefSeq, a predicted model, not a curated record